Penaeus indicus is the source of this 1610-nucleotide messenger RNA. RefSeq names its product dynein regulatory complex subunit 3-like. Gene Ontology annotation, molecular function: protein binding. NCBI's taxonomy places the organism in Eukaryota, Metazoa, Arthropoda, Malacostraca, Decapoda, Penaeidae. The record is from RefSeq and is a predicted model, not a curated record. Bases 1 to 1383 code for a protein of 460 amino acids. The transcript is spliced from 14 exons.
AUGCAGACCAUCAGCAAUCUCUUCUCUAGUCCUCUUCCUAUUUGUCUCCUCUUCACUAUAUUUGAACUCAAAUACACAUCGAGCGACAUUUUCUCCAUUGCAUUUAUCGAGCGUAUAAAUGGUCUGAGCGAACUGCACGAGCUGGAGGUCCUGGCGCUGCACAACAACCAGCUGGACCGCGUCGACAGAAGGUCACUGCUUGCCCUCUCGAAACUGCAGGUCCUCACACUCGCCAAUAACAACCUCUCGGAUAUUCAUGAUGUCAGGUCACUUCGCGUACUGGAAGAACUAGCGAGCGUGACCUUAGCUGGGAACCCCAUGUGUGACUCGCGCUACCCGAAUUUCGUCUUGGCUCACCUGCCCCGCCUGGCUUACCUGGACCAGCGACGUGUCACCCCAGCUGCUCACGCCGAGGCUGCCCUUCAGUACAAAUCGGAAGUGUCUGUCGUGGAAGCGCAAGAAGAAAAGGGGAAAGUGAAGGAACGCGAGGCAGCUGAGGCAAGGAAGUCCCAGGAGGAACACAGGAGAGCUGGGGUCCUGGCGCUUAACGACGGGUCUCUCUUCACAAGGAUGUUCAGAGGCGAUAAGGACAUGGGUGUUCUCCUACAGCUGCAGGGGAUACAUCCUGUUAUGGCCAAGUGGAGGGAAAGUUGUCACAGCUUGACACCAAUGGCAACACCACGUUGGCUACGAGUUAACGCCAAAACGUUAUACUGUAAACCAGACUAUCAGCUCAGAGUGGUAAAGAAGCUUGAAUCCCAAGUAGAGGAAGUGCUGAAGACGGCUCAUGAACUGCGAGAAGCUGAGGAGGCCAGCCUAGGCGAUGACCAGGAAGCCCAUGCAGCCCGAGUGACGAAGACGGUGGCACUUAAAGAAGAAUUCGAAUCCAAUAUUUGUACCAUCACUCAAGACCUUCUGAAUGCUGAGGUUACGCUGGCUGAUCAAAUCAAGGACGUGGUAGGACGGGCCAGGGAGGAGCUGGGUACUCUGGUUGGAAACUUCCUGGAGGAGGCCGCUGCCGAGCUCCAAGAAGGGCGUCGACUUGCUUAUUCCUUCUACUGUCGCCUGAGGGAACUAACGUCUAAGGUCGUUGAGAGUGGCGGCGUGAGCUUCGAAGGAGCGGACCCAAGGGCAGCCAAGGUGUUCGAAGGCGGAGACACCCUGACGGCGGCGCUGGCGGGGAUUCACGACCGUCACUUGGCCCUUAUAGAUGCCAGGGAAAGUGACCUGCAAGACCACCUUCACCAGUGGCUCACAGACACUUUGAAUCAUAUUGAGAAGAUGGAGUGGGCAAGACAUCGCAGUCGAGUUGAGGAAAUUACGACCCUCACGGCGAGACAGAGGCAGCUUGUGUACGACGCCAUGCCACUUUUGCAUGACUAACAGAAUUUCCAUGGCUUGUUCUCCCAUACACCCUAUAAGCAGCAACGGGAACUGAGUGGCCGGUGCUGACAAACUGAUGCGUACCACCUGUGGACCAGCGCUGAGCGUGACGCAUAGUGAUUCUAGGAGAAAAAAAAACUUUAAUUUUACAUUGAGAUCGUUCACAUAUUCUACGUGUAUCCUUGUCAAGAUACGUUAUACGUCAGGUUGUGAAUGAAUAUAUUAAU